AGAAGUAUAGACACGAGAAGGGAGAAGGUGUCCCCCGUCUUCAGUCUCUUGAGUGACUGACGGACACUACUCUACUCCCUCCGCUCGCCGGAGCUAAUGGCGACGCCGGCGAGCUUCCACCACCCCGCCUCCCCGCAGCCGGCGAUACCCGGCGCGGCGGCGGCGGCGGUGGCCGCGUGCGCCGCCAUGGCCGUCUCCUACGUCGCGGUGCUCUACGCCCCCACGGCCCUCCUCCGCCUCCCGCCCCCGACCUCCCUCCACGUCUUCCUCCACCGCCGCUUCCUCUGCGCCGCCUUCUCCUCCUCGGCCUCCCUCCUCGCCACCGCCUCCCUCCUCCGCGUGUGGAGCAUCGGAGAUUCGUCCGUCGUGCUCGCCGUGUUUGGCAUUCGGAGAGAUCACCUGCUUCAAGCGGUGGCGAUUCCCCUCCUCCUUACAUCGCUAGUGUACGCUGGCUCGUUCGUCGCGAGGCUCUGGCUGCUGGCGAAUUCGUGCGGCGGAGGCUAUGAAGAGCCGGAGAUAGGCUGGGCACAGAGGCUUGCUCACCGGAUCCGUGCCUCCGUAGGAGAUGUGAUGGUUUGGCGCAACUGCGUAGUGGCACCAAUUACAGAGGAAUUGGUUUUCCGGGCGUGCAUGGUACCUCUUCUUCUAUGUGGAGGAUUCAAAAUAUAUAACAUUAUAUUUCUGAGUCCAGUCUUCUUCAGCCUAGCACACUUGAACCAUUUAUUCGAACUACAUCAACAGGGACGCAAUUUUACGAGAUCACUCCUGAUCGUUGGUGUCCAGUUAGGCUACACUGUAAUUUUUGGGUGGUAUGCAGUAUUUUUGUUCACCCGAACAGGGAAUAUCGUCUCUCCUAUUGUUGCCCACAUAUUUUGUAACAUAAUGGGUUUGCCAGUUUUCUCAUCACCACAAAAAAGAGGAGUGGCAUCAGUAGCAUUUCUGGCUGGUUCAUUGUCCUUCUUUUGGCUCCUUUUCCCUGCGACGAGCCCAAAACUAUAUAAUUCUAGGAUAGAUCAGUGCAGUUGUUGGCAUGGAUAUUGCAGAUGGAGCUAAUACAAUUCUAUAUUGGAGGCCUGACAGGCCUCCUGGUGCUGACAUGAAGUAACUAGCAAGGCAAACCCUAAUUGAUGGUAGUGGAGCCUUCCCUCAGUUUUUUGUUUUUCAGGUUUUUAGUUGAUCCUGCUAUUGGCCAUUUGAAAUUUACAGUGUGUAAAAUUUUGAUGUAAGAUACUUUGCCCUUCUCAUGGGGUGCUUGCAAAACUUACAUUUCUUCACAUGUAACAAGCAGAUUAGAAAGCUGUCAGACUUGUUUGGCUAUAUUGUCGGAUUAGUUCCUAUAUUGUCGGCUGCCAAUGUUGGCUAUGUUGUAAAUUCUGUCGAUUUACAUCGAAGUUACACGAGUAGAGCAAAUUAGGUUUCGAGUU
Oryza sativa Japonica Group (Japanese rice) is the source of this 1424-nucleotide messenger RNA. RefSeq names its product CAAX prenyl protease 2. Gene Ontology annotation, molecular function: metalloendopeptidase activity. NCBI's taxonomy places the organism in Eukaryota, Viridiplantae, Streptophyta, Magnoliopsida, Poales, Poaceae. The record is from RefSeq and is a predicted model, not a curated record. Gene Ontology annotation, biological process: CAAX-box protein processing. Gene Ontology annotation, cellular component: endoplasmic reticulum membrane.